AUGAAUUUAUUUAUUAAAAUCAUUAUAAUAAGUGCAUUAAUAGCAUCAGUUGCAUGCCAAACCUCCAGAAAAACAACAAAAAACAACAAGAAUGCAAAUUCGAACCGAUCCAGUAACAAAGAUGAGGAAGCCAGAACACUUGGUCUAUUAAGACCAUUAAUUGGUCUUGGAUUAGGUGGUGCGCUUGGUGGUGGCUUAGGCGGUGGUUUAGGCGGUGGAUUACCUGGUAUUAGACCACCUGUUAGUUAUGAUGUACCAAUUCAGCCUAUAAGACCACCAAAACGCAAACGUCCAGGAGUUAAUGGAAAUACACAGUCAGAUCCGAUUUAUGGCGGUUACGGUGGAUAUCCUUAUUAUGGCGGAGGCUAUCAGCAACAGUUUGGUUAUCCAGGUUUUGGUGGCUAUGGCGGUGGUUAUUAUCGUCCACAACCAGUGGCAUAUCCAGGAUAUGGUGCCGCAUAUCCAAACUAUGGAGGUUUUGGUGGAAAUCAGUUUGGCUAUGGAGGCUAUCAACAACCAGCUUACGGAGGAUUGGGCGGAUUGGGCGGAGUGAGUAAUUUUGCAGGCUUAGCUACAAAUACUGCAGGUAAUGGUGCUAGUGUGAGCACUGCUAUUGAUGGAGCCACUGCAAGUGGUCCUGCUAACACAGCACAAGCUGCACAACUAGCUGGUUUACUAGGACAAGCGCUAGGAAGUAGUUUAAGGCCCUUACUUGCUAAUGGAGGAGCUGCAGGUGCCGCAGGUGUACCAGGUGCAGCAGGAGCAACACCGGGUGGUGCAAAUCCAUUAGCUGGUCUUUUAAGUUUAUUGGGCUAA
This is a messenger RNA of Teleopsis dalmanni, 816 nucleotides long. Its product is annotated as glycine-rich cell wall structural protein. The transcript has a single exon. NCBI's taxonomy places the organism in Eukaryota, Metazoa, Arthropoda, Insecta, Diptera, Diopsidae. The coding region runs from base 1 to 816 and encodes 271 amino acids. The record is from RefSeq and is a predicted model, not a curated record.